Molecule: messenger RNA, 498 nt
Organism: Parascedosporium putredinis
Lineage: Eukaryota; Fungi; Ascomycota; Sordariomycetes; Microascales; Microascaceae
Source: the annotation of a GenBank genome assembly
AUGGGUGGUGGUGAGGGGAAGUGCAUGUAUAUCGACACAGAGGGUACCUUCCGUCCCGUUCGUCUCCUGGCCGUAGCGAACCGCUUCGGGCUGUCCGGAGAAGAGGUUCUGGAUAAUGUUGCGUAUGCGCGAGCAUACAACUCAGACCAUCAGCUUCAGCUAUUGAACCAGGCAGCUUCUAUGAUGUGCGAAACCCGGUUCUCGCUGCUAAUUGUCGACAGCGCCACUGCUCUUUAUAGAACUGAUUUUCUGGGCCGAGGUGAAUUGUCGUCGCGGCAGACUCACCUCGCUAAAUUCAUGCGGACGCUGCAAAGGCUUGCGGACGAGUUUGGCAUUGCUGUGGUCAUCACUAAUCAGGUUGUUGCGCAAGUGGACGGUGGUCCGAGUGCCAUGUUCAAUCCUGACCCAAAGAAACCCAUUGGCGGCAACAUCAUUGCUCACGCAAGCACGACUCGUAUAAGUCUCAAGAAGGCACCCAAGGAUGUUGACAAGGAGUGA